Molecule: messenger RNA, 6787 nt
Organism: Schistosoma guineensis
Lineage: Eukaryota; Metazoa; Platyhelminthes; Trematoda; Strigeidida; Schistosomatidae
Source: the annotation of a GenBank genome assembly
GUAUAAAUAUAAAAACGAAUGAAAACAAAUUAAUUGAUAAUAAUAAUAAUAAUAAUAAUAAUAAUCAACAAUUAAAUUCUAAUAGAAAAAUGAAAGAUAAUGAUAUGUUACCUAUAUAUCAAUCAAUUGAACAAACAAUAUAUCAGGAUAACUUAUCACCAUCUACUACAAGACAACUUCAACAAAAUCAACAUCAGUAUGAUUGUCAACAAAUGGAACAUUUUCAUCAGUAUCCAUUGGUUGAUUAUAAUCAAUCUCCUGAUCUACAUCGUGAAAAACAUUUCAAUCAACAAUUAUCAAAUAAUAAUUUAACAAAUAAUCAAACUAAAAUUUCUAUCAAUGUUACAAAUCUUAAAUACAACUAUAGUAACCGUAAUAAUAAUGAUUAUUCAACAUUGAACAAUACAGAUUACAUUAAAACAAAAGCCUCAGCAACAAUACCAACAACAUUCACACAUAAUACUACAACAACUGAUAACUGUUACCAAGUUAAUUUAAAAAGUAUUAUCAAUUUAUCUGAUAAAAAUAUUGAUUAUUUGAAUACUAGACGAGCUCCAGUGAAGUUUGCCAAUAAUCAUACGGAACAAUUAAAUGAAAAUGUUUCAACUCUUAAAAAUUGUCCAACACGGUAUUAUUCAGAGAGAAUCAAUCGGACAACAACGAAUAGUCGUUCUAAUGAUCAAAUUACAUCUAUAGAAAUCAAUCCAUCCAGUGCACCGUUCAUUGAUCGACAAGAGGUAAUUAUUAUGUCUGAUAACAAGAAUCAUAAAAAUCCAGUCAGUGAAUUACCAUCAUCAACAACAACGACUACAACAGGGAAUGUACAACACCAUCGUCAUCAUCAACAACAACAAAUAUAUCAAGUUACAAGUCAGCCGCCUCCACCGAUUCAGCAGCACCCACAGCAAUUUACGUCAGGUUAUGUAAAAAACAAGUCUAAUUCACUUAAUAUUAAUGUUAAACAGAAUACUUCAGAUAAACUGAAAUUGGUCGAUUCAAGACGUACAACACCGAGACAGUUGAAACAAUAUCAAUUAAAACGUAAUCAACCAAUUACUCAUUCAUCAUUGACUACUAGUACUGAGUCACCACCCUCAACAACAGCAACAAUGAUUUCACCAGAAUUAUAUCAACCAAAAUAUACAAUUGCAUUAAAUCAUUCCCAUUUAGAAAAAGCAAAAACUAUCAAUUCACCUGAAAAUUUUCAUAAUCCCAUGGAAAAAUCAACAUUUCCUCAACAAAUGACCUCUAGUGAUUUAGCUGCAUCAUUUAUUCGUACGGCAAGUUUACAUUUAAAAUCGACACUAUCACGAUUGAAACGUUCGAAUAGUGGACAUUCAAAUAAGCCAUCAGAUGCAAUAACUACGACUACUAUUCAUACUGACGUUUUGCCUUCGGUUAAAACAAUUGAUGUUAAUGAGGCAGCAAUGCGUUAUAGUUCUCUUCCUUUUGAUAAUAAUGAUAAAUCUAUAAAACUAAUUGAUGAAAUCAAUGGAAAUACGAAGCAGGUGUAUAAAGAAUUAAAUACUACUACUACUACUGAGAAAAAUAAUAGUAAUUUAUUUUCAUCAUCACCUGGAUGUACAAAAUGGUCUACACGUUUAGGUCCUCCACCAUCCCCAUGUAAAACGACAGAUAUUAAUACUGCUGUCAUAUAUCCUAAAUGUUGUAUAUCGACAACAUUCCAUGGAACUAACACAUCUGAGACAGUAGUCACAACGACAGUAAAUUCUACACAACUACCAUUAAAUAUUUUAAAUCAUAGUAAGAAAAAUGUUUUAAUUUUGAAAAAUACAACAACGAUGACUACUACUACUACUACUAACUCUGUCAAUAUAAGUAGUGUAUCCCAAGUAUUGCCUGAAAAUGAACGGAAUGAAUUGAAUUUAUCAUUAACUGGUGGUGAUGAUUGUGCUGAUUUUGGAGCAUUUGGUCGAAUUAAUUUACGUACUGGAAGUUUUAUGGGUCGUUAUCCCAAUUAUUCACAUUCGAAUUAUCACUUAAUGAAUUAUGCCCAAAAUGGGCAGCAUAGGCAAUAUUUAUUAAGUGGUAACGAUAAUAGUAGUAGUAUACAAGAACAACAACAGCAAUAUCAAAACGAUCAACAAAACCUUUCAGAUUACAGACCACUUUAUUUAUCUGUCCAACCGCAUACAACAUCACCAUCUGGGAAUACAACCCGAUCAGCACCAUCACCGAGUCUUUCAUCAAUCAUAUCAACACAAGGUAUUCCAGGUUAUAAUGAAUCUUGUCAACAACAGCAAAUUGUAUAUUUUCGUCCUCAGAGUAAAUCGAUCAAUUUGAAAGCGUCAUCAUCCUCUUCCGUGACAAUGAAACGUUCACCAAGAGUGAAUUCUAUGCAUAAUCCACAAUUGUUGCAUACAAUAGAUAAUCCAGAUGAUCAAUACUCAAUACCUAUAACACAUCCUCAUGAAAUGUUAUUAUUAUCUUCUUCAUCAUCUCCGUCUUGUGUAAGUCCGCAUCCAGAAUUGGAUCCAAUUUUAGAACGCCUGUUACUGGAUGUAACAAGUAUUGAUGAAUAUAGAACAGCAUUACAUAGAAAUGAUUCAGUUACUCCACCAUUAUCGACCAGUCGACAGCGUACUAUCAAUCGUAUACAUACUCCGUUAGGAUCAAGUGAUCCUGAAUCAAUUUCACGAUCAGCUGAUCAUAUAACCAAUGUGAAUUUAUCAAAUAAACAAUUAAAUAUUUUACAUGAUAAUAUAUGGGAUUUAAAUAAACAAAUUAAUGAUUUAAUACAAAUGGAAUUUAAUUAUAAACAGAAACAACCAACCAUUAAUAAUAAAUCACAAUUAUCACCAUUUGAUAAUUUGAAAAUAGGUAGUUCAACAGUUGGACCUAGACGUUCAGCUCCAAAUGUUCAAGUUGAAGAAGACGGUAAAACUGAAGCUGACAGUCAAUCAACUAAACAACAACAGCAAACAGACGAAGCAUCCCCUACCACUGGCACAAAACCUGGAAAAUAUAUAUCAUUUAGAAAACAUCCAUUUCGUUGGUCAAGUCGGACAAGAUCAUCAUCACAUAAAAAAAUGAUUCUAACACAUACACAAUCAUCUGUUGGACGAAGUGAUCAGCAUAUUAAUAAGGAUGAUCAUACAGUUCAUUUAUCUACGAGUUCUUUACAAGCUACACCAACCAAAUCAAUAAAUAAUACAGGAAGUAAUAAAUCUACUAAAAAUUAUCCAAUUAAUAACUGUGAUAAUAAUAAUAAUAAUACGUCGAUUAGUUAUAAUCAGCUGAAUAGUGAACAACAUCCAACAGUAAUAUCUAGUCGAAUGAAUACAUUGAAUUCAAGUAGUAAUUUAUUAGAUACGAAAAAAGAUGAUUAUGUAACAUUUUGGUCGUUAUCAGUUGGACAGUUAACAAUAUUAAGAAAAUUUGCUCUUAUACAAUUAGCUAGUAUAGCUGAUAAACAUUGUUCCAUAAAUCGAUCCCCAUUUAGUUGGCGUUUUAUGAAAUAUAGAGCACUUCUAACUUCUGGUGAUUCAAAUUUGCUAUCCAACUCAUUAAGUACAUCUCCAUUAUCCGAUAAGAAACCAUUUUCUAGUAUAAAUAAUGAAAUGUUUGUGAAUAAUCUAAAUUCAAAUGAACCAAAUAGUCUUUCUCAUCAACAUCAGACACAACCACCAGGUUGUGAACGUAUACCUCAAUUACCUAUUCGUUGUAUAUCCUAUACUGGACCAGUGUUUGGCCAAUCAUUAUCAAGUUGGCAACGUCGUUUAGGUUAUCCUCUUCCACCAGCUAUUUUGCAUAUGAUGGAUCAUUUAGAAUUAAAUGGUACUACAGCUCAUGGACUGUUUCGACGUCCAGGCGGUAAAUCCAGAAUAUUAGCAUUGAGAGAAGAGAUUGAACGUGACAUAAACUGGAGUAAAUUCAGUGAUUGGCAACCAUAUGAUAUAGCAGACUUAUUGAAACAAUUCUUUCGUGAAUUACCAGAAUGUUUAUUUACCAGUAAAUUAGCUACAGUGCUUGUCAAUGUUUAUAUAUGUGUUCCAAAUUCAGUACAAAUUGAUUUACUCCGUUGGAUAUUAAUUAGUUUACCAGAUGAAAAUCGUCUUGUUCUACAAAAAUUAUUGUAUUUACUCAAUCAUUUAUCACGUCAUAGUGAUGUAACUGAAAUGAGUGCUAGUAAUUUAGCUGUUUGUUUUGCACCAUCCUUAUAUCGUUUAAUUAAGCCAUCAUCUUUAUCUACUCAAGGUGUAAGUCUUAGUCCAAGACGUUUAAGACGAACAACUAGUGGACCAGAUCCCAAAGAUUUAGCUGAUCAACAUGCUGCACAAUUAAGUUUAAGUGCUAUGAUUACGUUGGCACCAAACUUAUUUCAAAUCUCCUGCUCUUUAUUAGAUCAUUCAACUCUUCUGACUAGUUUAACUCCGUUAGCACAAGAUUUAGAGUCAUUAAUACCAAAUGGUGAUUGGCCUCAAUGGAUACAAAAUUCAUUAACUGAUCUUAUACGUGAAUGUUCUUCAUCAAAAUCUAAAGGAUGGAACACGAUUAAUCGUGAUGUUAUGAAGCAUUACAAUGCUGAUUCGGGUGCUAAUGAAUUAUUGGAUAAUUUUGAAAUUCAUUACAAAAAAAUACCAACUUCAAUUGAAUCGAAAAUUACAUCAAAUUCAUUACGUUUAUGGCGUUGUUCAUUGUAUAUACCUGAAACUAAUCCACGUGUAAUAUUAAAUCGAUUUGUUGAAACUAGAUCAUCAUGGGAUCCAGAAGUUGUACAAAUGACAAUAGUUGAUCAAAUAUCUGAUUGUGUUGACCUUUGCGAAUUACAUUUAUCUUCAACUUAUCCACAACCAAAAUGUCUAUUACAAUUAUUACGUGGUAUACAAUAUACAUUGGAUGAUGGAAGUUGUGCCAUGUUAAGUGAAUCAAUAUGUAAUUCUGCAUUUUCCAGUACAAACACUACUCAUUCUUUAACAAUAUUAUCAACAAGUCAGUCGAUUAAUGUUCUAGGUCAUGUGUAUGAAGAUCAUGUCUAUAUUCGUCCAGAUAAUAAUGGUCGAGGUUGUCGUGUAUACUUAUUAUCUCGAGUUGACGUAAAAGGAUAUGGACCUGAUUGGUAUGUGAAUCAAUGGGGUCAUACAUUAUGUCGACGAUUAAUCAAUCUACGACGAUCACUUCAAAAGUCGAAAUCACCAAUUUUAACUUAUGAAUUAGAAGAUUCAAUAUCUAGACCUUCCCCACCACCAUAUUCAACUAUAACUGUCAAUAAUUUAACAACAACAACUACUACUACUACUGCUAUUACUACAAGUACACAUAUACCAAUUUCAUCAUCAACUACAGAUACAUCAUCAAUAUCAACUGAUAUAUUAAUUAAUCGAUUUUAAGUGUUAUUUUUUUUGUUUAUUUAUGAAAUGUAAACUAAUCAUCGAGUCAUUUCAAAUCCACAGGGAGAUCUAUUUAAAUGAAACAUAAAAUAAAGCCUAUUUGUAUAUACAAUUUUCAUGUAUUUGUACUUAUGAAUGUGAAAUUACACAAAUAUUUUGUUGUUGUUGUUGUUGUUGUUUUGUUCUUUAUCAAUAUUUUCUUCUUUUAUUCAGUUCAUUUUUUAAAAAAAAUAAAUAACUUUGUUUAUCCACCCAGAUAACUUACAUGUAUUAGAUACCUAUGAAAGUUGUUUUAACAUUUAUAUCUUACAAAUUGAAUACAAUAUAAUAAUAUGUGUGUGUGUGCUUGUGUGCGUGAAUGCGUGCUUGUGUGUGUGUGUGUGUAAUUCCCAAUUUUUUUCUUACCGAUUUAUUCAUGUUUCUGUUUCCUAUUUUACAAUAGUAACAAUAUUCAAACUUUUAGUUUCUCUAUACACAUACACAUGUGUACGCACACCCAUACACGCACGCACAAAUACACACACACAUACAUGGAGACAUGGUAGUACUUGUUUUGUAACUAUAAUGUUUACAUUUAAUUCAAUGAAUUUCAAUCUCUUCUUUAAGAGGUAAUUAGAGUUGAAAUCUAGCUCACCUCUAUUAUUAUUAUUAUCAUCAUCAUAACGGUGUAUAAAUGAAGAUGAUGAAAAUCACAAGAGAACUAUUUGAAAUGAUUAUCCCAAUUGUGUAACAUACUGAAAUGAAUUCAUAUGUAUAUUUAUAUUUCUUAUAUAUAACAGAUUAUGUUGUUCUGAUUAGAAGAUGCUAUUCAAAGAAGAAAGUUUAUCAUAUUGUACAUAAUAUAACAAACAAUAUAUAAAAUAGAAUUCAUUUUCUCUCUUUUGAAUAUAUAUACUCUUUCCAUUAAUCUAUCUAUCUAUCUAUCUAUCUAUUUAUUUAUCUAAUUACUUUCUUUUCUUUUUUCUUUGGCUUUCUGUUAUUGUGCACCUCCUUUGGUAUUAUUGAUUUUAUCGACUUCUUGAUUGUAUAUUGACAUAAUGUUGAGUUUUAUUACGUAAUAGAUUAUUUUUUAAACCUGAUAUUACACUUUCUCUAAUGAUAGUUUUUAUUUUAAUAAUCAUAGUUAAUUUGUAUUUAUAAUGUAGGGGGGGAUUGUUUCUUGGUCCUUGAAUGUAUAAAUCAUAUAGAUAAGUAUUAAUAGCCUCUCGUUUUCUCAUGGGUGUGCGUGUGUGUGCUUUUUUUGUUUCCUUAUUAAUAGAGAAAUACACUCAACUCAGUCCAGUUAAUUUGCCUAUUUUUUUUAUUAAUUCCAAUCAAGUGUCACUAUCAUCAGUUUUUUAUUAUUUUUGUUUCUUUCAAUUCGUCUACAAUCUCAUCGUUUUGAAGAUUAUGUCUUUCUAUCUUAUUGUUGCUAAUAUUAUUUGUUUACUAUAUAU